AUGCCAGAAGAGGAGUCAUGCGGAUUGUAUGGAGCUUUUGCUUACACUGUCAGAGCCAUCUGGAACAGCCAGCACAUGCAUGAUCAUCCCGCGGAGCUCCCGAAGCCCUUACGCUCCGCGCAGCCCGCGGAGCCCGCGGAGCGUGAACGGCGAGCACAGGUACGCUGCAAUGUGGUGCCCCUUGCAGGGAAGCGAGAGAAGGACGGCGGCCAGGACGAUGCUUCGAAGAUCCUUGGAGAUGUCUGGGCGAAAGAACAAAUGGAACGGGAACGUGAAAAAGCGCGCUUGAAACGAGCUGAGCGUGACUCUGCCACCAAGGAAAGGGAGCAGCAGAGGAAAGACUUUCGAGAGCAGAAGCGCGAGGAGGAUGCUAUGGCGAUCGCGCAGUCUGUGGAUGACAGCGCACGCCGUGCAGCCCGAGAGAGCAAAGGCGACUCUCUGAAGAUUUCUGCACAGACUGAGGCGGAGCAGCAAGCCGAAGCCGCCCAAGCCCAAGCGGCCGCAGUUGCUGCGGCGGCGCAGAGCAUCGAGCGGAAACGCCGGAAGCCGCAGGCUACGCCACCUCCAGCGGUAGAGGAAGGGCAGAUCCGCAAACUCUUCGAAUUGCUGGAUGGCAAGAGCAAGGGGGAGGUCUCACAGCGUGAUGUGUUGGUGGCCUUGAAAAAGCACCAUCCGAUUCGUCAACUUUUUGGUCUGGUGGGGUCUGGGGAGGCGGCAGCGUUACAGCAGCGAGUCGAAAAGAUCCAAGAAGCCUUUGAAUCGGGGUCAGGUUUGGGCGAGGUGGCACCACUCUUCAACUCGCUGAAGGAGGCGAGUGGGAACAACGGCAGCUUUGACUUCAGCGCCUUGUUAUCAGCGUGCCAGCGACAGCUUCAAUGCAAUGUGCUGGCUGCUGUGGAGAGUUUGCCACGAGAACACGCUCAAAUUGAAGCCUUUACCCCCACGAAAAAAUGGAGCGUCGUGCCCCAAGGCCCCUUUUUGACAGGGGCGGAUUUUGGAGGUGAAAAGAUGUGCCACUUGUGCCAUGGGGAAAGGUAUCUUAAAUCAUCUUAA
Molecule: messenger RNA, 1053 nt
Organism: Cladocopium goreaui
Lineage: Eukaryota; Dinophyceae; Suessiales; Symbiodiniaceae
Source: the annotation of a GenBank genome assembly